AUGGAUGUUGAUGUUCUGGAAGAUGACGAUGAACGUCCUCAUUCCUAUGUAACAAUUCCCAGUGUUCACCGCACAGAACAUAUAAUCAAGGACAAUUUAGGACAUAUGUACUUUAAAAGUAAAACAACUGAAAGAAAAAUUUAUGUGAGAUGCAAGGAAUAUAAGAGUGGAUGUCCAGCAACAGGAUCGAUAUCGGUAAAUUUAAAUGACAAUGCAUUUUUCAUCAAGAAGCGACAUAAUCAUAGAGUAAGGAGAGAUGAGACAUCCAUGAGGGAAUUACGGAACAUUCUUGCAGAACAGUGUGUAGCUCAUAGUCCUACACCUUAUUCAGCUAAAGCAUUAUACAUGCAAGCAAUUAAAAUUUGUCCAGAAGGAGCAUACAAUUAUACAUACCUCCAAGCCACAGAGAGAAUGCGCCAAAUUAGAAAAUCCAUAUUCCCCCCAACUCCAAGGAAUCUUUUACACCUCCAUCAACUUUUACAAAUUAAUGAAAACCGACACUUUACCCUCACAUUCCAGGCACAACCAAAUCUGUAA
Molecule: messenger RNA, 537 nt
Organism: Macrosiphum euphorbiae (potato aphid)
Lineage: Eukaryota; Metazoa; Arthropoda; Insecta; Hemiptera; Aphididae
Source: the annotation of a GenBank genome assembly